Messenger RNA from Lethenteron reissneri (Far Eastern brook lamprey), 609 nucleotides. RefSeq names its product proto-oncogene Wnt-3-like. The record is from RefSeq and is a predicted model, not a curated record. Gene Ontology annotation, molecular function: signaling receptor binding. Lineage: Eukaryota; Metazoa; Chordata; Hyperoartia; Petromyzontiformes; Petromyzontidae. Gene Ontology annotation, cellular component: extracellular region. Gene Ontology annotation, biological process: Wnt signaling pathway; multicellular organism development.
CUCCGAUGGGCUUCUCCCCGUUGCUGCUGGGACUCUGCGCCACGGCACAGCUGGGGGCAGUCGCCAGCGACUCUUGGUGGUCGCUGGCAUUGUGGACACCCCGGGUCGACCCCUCCACGCAUCCGCUGCUGUUGUGCAGCACGUCGCCGGGGCUGUCCCCCACACAGCGCCAAAUAUGCCAGAAGCAGCCGCACUUCAUGAAGCUCGUGGCCGAGGGUGUCCAGCUGGCGAUUGCCGAGUAUCGGCACCAGUUCCAGGCCAAGCGGUCGAACUGGACCACGGAGAAUGGGCUCGUCCCUAUUCCUCGGUCGGGUAAGGAGAUCGUCUCCCCGGGUCAGAGCCAGUGUCGAGCCUCUCCCGGCAAAGCGGGUUUCCCCUCGACGUUCAGCUACACACGGACGACCUUUCUACACGGCCCCAUCGUCGGCUUCUAACUGCACAGCUGGCUGACUAAUGCAGCGAUGACGACGAUGGGAGCCGUGCAGAGGAUCGGACAUGCGGCCGGAACACGGCGAGCGUAGCUAGGCCACGCCCCCUUCUAGAACCUUCCAGCAGGUUCCAUGAGCUUCCCCACUGACCCACCUUCUACCUCUAGCCCAGACACGCCCC